Molecule: messenger RNA, 2137 nt
Organism: Sitophilus oryzae (rice weevil)
Lineage: Eukaryota; Metazoa; Arthropoda; Insecta; Coleoptera; Curculionidae
Product: neurogenic locus notch homolog protein 1
Exons: 10
Coding region: 111-1634 (507 amino acids)
Source: RefSeq, a predicted model, not a curated record
GGGUGUAGCAAUGAAGUUAAUGAGACAAGUGAAGUAAACAAAGUAUAUUAGUCGAGUGGUAGAGGUUGUAGUGUGUUAUAGUUACAGGUGAAUUUACAUAAAAAAAUAAAAUGGGGCUUCAGACCGCAGUUCUAUUUGCCCUUUGUGCUGUAUGUUUGCAAAAUUUAGUCACAGGUGAGCCUUCAAACUACCGAACUUACCGUAUUCUUACCACUGGAUCCAGAUAUUAUCCAACGUAUAACGAUUAUUACACAUACCAGAGUGCUCCACAAGCAUACAGAUACACAUAUUCGAGACCGAUAUACGACGAUAAGGUUUAUAUAACGGACAGAUAUGGCAACACUGUAGCUCAAUCGUCAAGCGAUUACUACAGAUACGUUCAAAGUACCAAAUAUGCCGAUAGCGAACCCUAUUGUGAUCGAUGCUACUAUAGAGAAGCUAUGCAAGUCACAACAUGUACCGCAAACACAUGUGGUCAGAACGCUCAAUGUUCCGUCAUUGGAGGGCGACCAGUUUGUUCAUGUUUUAGAGGAUACUCUGGAGACCCUCUGCACACAUGUACCAGAUCGGAGUGUCUUUCUGAAGGUGAAUGUAGAGGACAUCUAACCUGCAAAAAUGGUAGAUGCAUCGACCCUUGUGCAGGAACUUGUGGCAUUAACGCUGACUGCCAAACAAGAAAUCAUGUUCCUGUUUGUAGUUGCCCACCUGGAUAUACAGGAAAUCCUUUCAGUAGUUGCAGAAGAUUUGAUCCCUCCGAAUUAUGUCAUCCAAGUCCUUGUGGACCCAACACUAACUGCGAAGUUGUGAAUGGAGUGCCAACUUGCAAAUGCUUACCAGGAUUCCAAGGUUCUCCAAUAGCUGGCUGUCGCCACGAAUGUGAAAGUGAUGGAGAAUGUGGUGGAAAUAACGCUUGUAUCGAUUUUAAAUGUCAAAAUCCUUGUUCGUCUCAAUGUGGAGAGAAUGCUGACUGUCAAAUAAGAAACCACCAAGCCAUCUGCACCUGUCCCAAGAAUUACUUUGGAAACCCACGUCUUUCCUGCAAACCCGAAUGUUACGGUGACGUAGACUGUCCUGCCGGUCGUCCUGCUUGUUUCUACGGCAUUUGCAAGAAUCCUUGCGAUGGGGUCUGCGGUACUAACGCCAAUUGUGAACUUAGAGGCCUUACCCCAGUCUGUUCUUGUCCCAAAGACAGAACCGGUGAUCCGUUUGUUCACUGCCGCUUGUUCGAAGCACGUGAUCUUUGUGAGCCCAACCCUUGCGGAGCUAACGCGUACUGUGAACCCGGCUUUGAAACAAGGAAUCCAUCCAAGGAGCGUCCAGUUUGCUUCUGUCAUACUGGUUAUAUUGGCAACCCUGUAGCAGGAUGUCAAAGAGGAGAAUGUAUCAAUGAUUCCGAUUGUCCCAACAACAAAGCUUGUAUAGAAUAUACUUGUCAGAAUCCGUGCGUUGGUCAGUGUGGUGUCAAUGCUGAAUGCAAUCCGAGAAACCAUUUGGCCGUUUGUACUUGUCCCACUGGAUACCAAGGAGAUGCUCUGAGUCAGUGCCAUUUGAAUAGAGGGACCUCAGCUGCGAGAUAUUUGAGAUACAAGAGGGCUGUGGAAGAGAGUCUUCUAAACGCCACAUUAACAAUUUAAACUAAGUCAUUGGAAUAGAAAGAUCUUUUAGAUGAAAAUAAUUAGUAUACUUAACAAGAAUACUAUUUAUAUUGUAGGUCUAUUUUGUUGGAUAGUAUCAAAACAUUUUUAGCUCAAUUUCACUUUAAAAUUUAAAUCAUUUUGUACUAAAUUAUUUGGUUCGUGUUUGCAAAAUGAAAAAGAGGAGAUACUAUCUGAUGAAACUUUUUAAAAAUCGUUCACCAAAUAAUCUUUUUGCGCUUUUUAUUUUUACGACUUCUUAAUAAUCCUAGAUUUAGACCUUAUAUUCUUUUGCAUAUAAAAACGUAAGUCAACCAGACUGCUCCAAUAAAUCUGAAUUAUUUUUAUAAGGUUGUUAGUGAAAAUUCACUGUAGUUUAUUUAAUAUUAUAGUAGAAUAAACCUUAGGCUAAAAAAAAGUUAUACAAAUAUCAGUGAUUCUAAUGAAUUAUAUAUUGUAAAAAAUCUCAUUUAGUACUGCCAUAAUAAAUAUUAUCAAUUACC